AUGGCGUCAUCAUCCGGGCGGCAGAGCAAUGUGUUCUGGAUGCGUGUAUUUCUCUUUGGUGCGUCCUGCGUAGCGGGUCUUAUCAUUGCUCGACGCCGUAAACUCCAUCGAUUUCAUCUCCAUAUUCUCAACGGGAAAGUAGCAGACUGUGGUCGCUACUUUGCGCUCGAUAUUGGCGGUUCACUGGCUAAAAUGGUCUAUUUCCAGUCACUGGAAGGUGCUGCUGUCGCACAGCAACGUCAAAUGGAACGACAGCUGCAUCGAUCGGAUUGGAUGAGUUUCAGUGCGCAAAACUAUGCAGAAGGUAGUUUGGCCUUUAUUGAUGACUUUCUUAUGAGCCUUUACGCCACAGAUGAGACCCAGCGUGAGGAAGACCGACUGCAAAUGGUUGUGCCCGAGUUAGGUGGCACUAUCCACUUUAUCAAUUUUCCAACAGCAAAAAUGGACGAGAUUACAGAUUUUGUGCGUCGUCGUUUCUUCCACCGAUACAUCAAGAAGAUUGCGUGUACGGGCGGUGGCGCCUUUAAGUUCUCUCCGCUGUUUGAGUCGCGUCUGGGUAUUGAGCUCGAGAAAGCAGAUGAAAUGGAUGCUCUUAUUCAGGGACUUAAUUUUGUUCUCCGACAUGGUCCAGAUGAAUGCUAUACGUUUAUCAAUGUGAUUCCAGAUACGCAGGGUUUGGGAAGCGCUACGAAGAAAAUCUUACCAAAGCCCGACAAGCAUGAAUUGUACCCGUUCUUGCUUGUGAAUAUCGGUUCUGGUGUGAGUAUUCUCAAAAUUACAGGAGAGUCCCAAUACGAGCGUGUGUCCGGAACGAGUUUGGGUGGCGGGACAUUUCUUGGGCUUUGUCGUGCACUGUCUAAACUACGCACAUUUGACGAAGCAAUGGAUGCGAGUGUUGAGGGAGACUCGAAUGCAGUCGACAUGACUGUGGGCGAUAUCUACGGUACAUCCGGCUAUGAGCAAUUCCAGCUCAAGCCAGAUACAGUUGCCAGUAGCUUCGGUAAGGCCGGCGCGCGGCGUUUGCCACAUCCACCGCGAGACGUUGAUCUUGCGCGCUCGCUGCUCUUUAUGAUCACGCAGAACCUAGGUCAGCUGGCAUUUUUGAAUGCUCGUCGCAUGGAGACUAAACGGAUCUAUUUCUCGGGCAAUUUCCUACGACGCAAUGAACUAGCGUGUCGGCAGCUGGCUUACGCUAUCAGCUUUUGGUCCAAGGGCGAAAUGCAGGCGCAAUUUUUUCACCACGAGGGCUUUUUCGGUGCACUAGGGACGUUUCUUCAGCGUUGUAAUUGGCUUCCUGACACGUUGGCUAUGAGUGAGACGGAAACAGAGCAGGAAAUAACAAUAGCAAGGUAG
Messenger RNA from Peronospora belbahrii, 1353 nucleotides. NCBI's taxonomy places the organism in Eukaryota, Oomycota, Peronosporomycetes, Peronosporales, Peronosporaceae. The record is from the annotation of a GenBank genome assembly.